AUGGACCGUCAAGUGGAGGUUUUACUGUAUAUAGUGGUAUUGAGUUUGGUUCAAACGGUUGGAGUGUCACUGAACGUAGAUAUGAGCAAAAAUAAAUUUGAACUUGUCUGUAGACACGCUAGUCAAACACUAUCGGGAUUAAGUAAAUACACUUCCAUUCCAUUAGAGAAUCAUAAUGCACUGGAUUUAAUGUUCGCAAUUGCACUGUCAUGUCCACAACUAGUGGAAUUACAUGUGAAUGUUAGAAAUAUGAUAAAUGUCUCAUUGGACCACGAGGAACCCAGCCAAUGUCUCGAACAUAGUCAAUGCCUUGAUCUUGAACCUGAGUUAGUUGUGCCUCCAGUGACUCAUUUAGAUGAAGAUAUGGAUUUAAUUGCUGAUGAUAGAUUUAUAGAACUCAGGACAAUAACAGAUGAUGAGUUUGAUGAAUUGGACCUCGAGGGUGAACAUGACAUCCCUUCUCCAACAUUUAAUGACAUAGCCAAUGACAUGGUUAAUUGUAAUGCAGAACAUGAUUCUAUUAUUCAACCUCUGCCUGCUGAAAAUGAUAUGUUGUACAAGAGGUUCAUGUGUAAUGAUAAAGAAACUAUGCAACAUAUUGUCAAAUGUUUUGCUUUAAGGAGUCACCACCCUUACAAACUUGUAGAAUCGGCACCAUCUAAAUGGGUAAUUAGAUGUAAGAAGUGGCAAGAUGGAUGCAAAUGGAGACUUCGAGCGAUUCUUAAUAAAUCAUAUGACAUAUGGGAGACUAUGAAGUACGUAGACCAACAUUCUUAUGUGUAUUCAGAAUUCAAUAAAAGUCAUUGCCAAUUAGAUUCGAAUAUGAUAAGUAGAGAAUUCUGUGAUGCAGUCAUAGUUAAUCGUGCUACAAGUAUUUCAACACUUCAAGAUUUGAUGAAGGAAAAAUUUGGAUAUCAUGUUCCAUAUAGGAGAGUUUGGGAAGGAAAAACAAAAUCUUUGGCUCGCAUUUUUGAUGAUUGGGAUGAAUCAUAUCAACGUUUGCCAAAGUGGAUGUACAUGUUGAAACACACUAAUCCAGGGACAAUUGUCAAAUGGAAAAUUAGGGAUUAUGGAAAUCCAUGUAAUGACAUUCUCCAUUCUGUAUUUUGGUCAUUUGGUACUUACAUUGCAGCCUUUCAAAGUUUUUGA
This is a messenger RNA of Momordica charantia (bitter melon), 1149 nucleotides long. The record is from RefSeq and is a predicted model, not a curated record. NCBI's taxonomy places the organism in Eukaryota, Viridiplantae, Streptophyta, Magnoliopsida, Cucurbitales, Cucurbitaceae.